AUGAGGGAUUCACUGUGGAUACUAAUAGUCGGCAUAUUGGUGUUUGUACUUGUACUGGUGCUGCUUUUAUGUUUCACCAAGGGAAGCGGCGAUACUCUCUUUCUCACUGGGCCUGACGAUCCUGAAACGGCAUGUGCAUUCAGAGAAACACCGGCAUUGUUGGCUACUCUUUCUGAAGAUGCGAGGAUUAGUUAUGAACAAGCCAAAGUCUUUCAACAACGAUAUCCACCCAACAGCAUACCAACCGAUAUCACACUCUCACAACUGGUAUCCAUUCAAGAAAAAGGCGUAUCAGCAUUCGAGUUUGAGUUGAAUAUGGAAUCAAAUGGAUUCGUAUCAGCACGUACAGAACUUCAGUUUCUAAGUGGUGAAUCAUGCUUUCAAACCAACCUUCCUCUUCCAAGAAAUCAAGAUGUUUAUUAUUGGGAAGCAAAGUUAUUUGAAAAACCAGCAACAACCACGGUGGCUAUUGGCGUUGCUACAAAGCCAUACCCUCAUUUCAGGCUGCCAGGAUGGAAUCAGCAUUCGAUUGCCUAUUUCAGCAACACCGGAUGCAAGUAUUUCAGUAAUCCAUUUCAUGAUAAGCCCUAUGGACCACCCUUACAACAAGGAGAUGUGCUAGGAGUCGGCUAUCGUCAUCGUUCAGGCACUAUCUUUUUCACUCGCAAUGGUCGACGCUUGGAUGAUGCUUGUAUGGGGUUGAGGUGGAACCUAUUUCCAACCAUUGGUGCCAAUGGUCCAUGUCAGAUCCAUGUCAAUUUUGGGCAAUUAGGGUUUGUUUUUGUUGAGGCGAAUAUCAAGAAAUGGGGAUUAGCGCCUGUGCAUGGUACCCUUGCUCCUCCCCCAGCUUAUGGGCUGGAAGCGGAUUCAUUAUUACUUGAACGUGGUGACGAUAGUAGCAGGACCACCACAACAAUGACCAACAACAACAACAACAACAACAAUGAGCGACAACCUCUCUUAAUGCCGCCGCCGCAGCAGCAAUUGUAUCCUCCGCCCCCAGCAUACAACACGUUUUCCUGA
Lichtheimia ornata is the source of this 1023-nucleotide messenger RNA. RefSeq lists its product as uncharacterized. Lineage: Eukaryota; Fungi; Mucoromycota; Mucoromycetes; Mucorales; Lichtheimiaceae. The coding region runs from base 1 to 1023 and encodes 340 amino acids. Gene Ontology annotation, molecular function: protein binding. The record is from RefSeq and is a predicted model, not a curated record. The transcript has 5 exons.